Messenger RNA from Lucilia sericata (common green bottle fly), 1252 nucleotides. Its product is annotated as lipase 1-like. The record is from RefSeq and is a predicted model, not a curated record. NCBI's taxonomy places the organism in Eukaryota, Metazoa, Arthropoda, Insecta, Diptera, Calliphoridae. Gene Ontology annotation, molecular function: hydrolase activity, acting on ester bonds. Gene Ontology annotation, biological process: lipid metabolic process.
AGAAAUGAUAUUUAAUAAUUUCCGAGUUAUACAAAUUUUAUAGUAUGUAGUGUGAUACUUAAAUUAUGGGUCUUGGUAGAAGGUGGUUAUAUGGAAGAUAAUUAUCCUAGAAGUGUAAUAGAGGAUGCUGAAUUGGACACGGCCCAACUGAUACAUAAAUACAAGUAUCCGGUGGAAACCCAUUAUGUAACAACUAAAGAUAAAUACAUUUUAAGAGUACAUCGCAUACCGAAACCUAAUGCACCUCCCGUGUUUUUAAUGCAUGGUUUGGAAGACAGUUCCGCUACAUGGAUCUUAAUGGGUCCUCAUAAAGCACCAGCCUAUUUCUUAUCGGAUAAUGGUUACGAUGUUUGGUUGGGUAAUGCUAGAGGAAAUCGUUAUUCCCGCAACCAUACCACCCUCGAUCCAGAUACUGAUAGAGAUUUUUGGAAAUUUACUUGGAAUGAAAUUGGUUAUUACGAUUUAGCCGCUAUGAUAGAUUAUGUUUUGGCACAAACAGGUUAUAAGAAAACUGGUUAUUUUGGACAUUCACAGGGCACUACAUCAUUUUGGGUUUUAUGCUCGUUGCGUCCAGAGUAUAAUGAGAAAAUAACUAUGAUGCAUGCCUUGGCACCAGUGGCUUAUAUGAAACAUGUUAAAUCACCUUUAUUGGGAAUGACCAUGAAUUUUGUUCAGGCCUCUAAGGAGCAUUUAACAGACUUUGUUCCGCGCAACGAAAUGUUUUAUAAAAUGUGUCUAACUUCAAAACUAGCUGAGGAUACUUGUUUAGAUGUUUUUUUUAAGGUCUUGGGUAAAGAUGUAAAACAAACUAAUAUGACCAUGUUACCUGCGAUUUUUGGUCAUGUGCCUGCUGGCUGUAAUAUCAAGCAAGUUGAACAUUAUUUGCAAUUGGUAAAGAGUGAUAGAUUUUGUAAAUAUGAUUAUGGUCCCCAAGAGAAUAUGAAACACUAUGGCCAAACAAGUCCGCCGGAAUAUCCACUGAAAAAGAUUACCGUUCCGGUGGGUCUGUAUUAUACACAUAAUGAUUCUUCCAGUGUUGUGGAUGUUAAACGUUUGGCCCGUAUGCUGCCAAAUGUUGUGGAAAAUUCUCUUUAUCCCUAUAAGAAAUGGAAUCAUAUGACUAUGUUGUGGGGCAUCGAUGCCAGAGAAUUGGCGCAUAAGCGUAUGUUGGAAGUAAUGAAAAAUUAUCCAUAUGAAUGAGUUGUAGUUUUUUGUUUUGAAUGCUGUUAGAUAUAUUAAUAAAAACCAUAGU